GAAAUAGCUUCCAUGUUUUCGACCAAGGCCAGUUUGCCAAGGAGGUCCUUCCCAAAUAUUUCAAACACAACAACAUGGCCAGCUUUGUGCGGCAGUUGAACAUGUAUGGUUUUCGAAAGGUGAUUCACAUCGAGCAGGGUGGCCUGGUAAAGCCCGAGAAGGAUGAUACUGAAUUCCAGCACCCCUACUUCCUCCGUGGCCAGGAACACCUCCUGGAGAACAUCAAGAGGAAAGUCACUAACGUAUCCAGCAUAAAGAGUGAAGAUAUUAAGGUUCGCCAGGACAGCAUGACCAAAUUGCUGACCGAUGUCCAAAUGAUGAAGGGCAAGCAAGAGAGCAUGGACUCCAAGUUGAUAGCGAUGAAGCAUGAGAACGAGGCACUGUGGCGAGAGGUGGCCAGUUUGCGACAGAAGCACGCCCAGCAACAGAAGGUUGUCAAUAAGCUUAUCCAGUUCUUGAUUUCCUUGGUGCAGUCCAAUCGUAUUCUUGGGGUGAAGAGGAAGAUCCCCUUGAUGUUGAACGACAGCAGUUCACCCCACGCCAUGCCAAAGUACGGCCGGCAGUAUUCCUUGGAGCACCUCCACAGCCCGUCCCCAUACUCGGCGUCCGCCCCGGCGUAUGGCGGCCCCAAGCUGUACUCGCCCGACUCCGGCCCAAUCAUCUCCGACGUGACUGAACUUGCCCAGUCCAGCCCUUCCCCCUGCCCCAGCGGCAGCAGCUUCGAGGAGGAGAGGAGCAGCCCCGUGGUCCGUAUCAAAGAAGAACCCCCGAGCCCCUCGCGCAGCCCCCCCGCAGCAGACGUCAGCCCCGCGGGCGCUCCUCUCUCGCCCUCGGCUUUCAUCGACUCCAUCUUCCAGGAGGACCAGCCGGGCAGCGCUUCCACCGCAGCUGCUUCGACCCACAGCACCCGAGCUCAGCCACAUGAAAAGUGCCUCAGCGUGGCCUGCCUCGACAAAAAUGAGCUGAGCGAUCACUUGGACACCAUCGAUUCCAGCCUGGACAAUCUUCAGACCAUGCUGACCACCCACGGCUUCAGCGUGGACACCAGCGCCUUGCUGGACCUCUUUAGUCCUUCCAUGGCAGUGACGGAUAUGAAUUUGCCGGAUCUCGACAGCAGCUUGGCUAGCAUCCAAGAGCUCCUCUCCUCCCAAGAGCAGCAGAAGCCAACCGAGGGGGAAGACUCCACAGCAGACGCAGGCAAACAGUUGGUGCAUUACACAGCCCAGCCCCUGUUCCUGGUGGACUCCAACCCUCUGGAUGUGGGCAGCGCGGACACGCCCAUCUUCUUCGAGCUGGGGGAGGGGCCCGGCUUUACGGAGGGAGAGGAAUGCUUGGAGGACCCCACCCUCUCCCUGCUCUCUGGGACGGAGCACCUGAAGCCGAAGGACCCCGCGGUCUCCUAAGCCCGAGCUACGUUGGACAGGCCUGCCGGCAGCCUCUGUUUGCCCUCCCGUGGCGGUGAGCCGCCUCAGGACGCGAGGGUCUGUGUGUGUGUGCUUCCCAAGGUGGCGUUGUGCGACCCUGCUUCCAAGACAGCAGCUCUGGGCAGGCACGGGGCUUGGAGGGACAUGCCCGGGGCCCAGGCCGUGGUGGCCAGAAGACACAUCUCCGCUGGCUGUGUGGCAGUCGCUCUUGAUGUGUUGAAGGUGAAUCCACCCCACAGGCAGACUCCUUGGCUCCUUGGGAGCCGGCGUCCCCAGUGCCCUCCGUCCGCACCAGGCCGAAGGGUUGGGUCUCUGGGUGACGUCUGCGGUCCUGCCUCCCAGGCACCCACAUGAGACGUCCCCCCUGCCCUUCCUCAGUGCGGUUUAUUUUAUUUCCCUUGGCUUAGCAGUAAAGGAUUUGUACAUUUACAUUUUGAUUGUUACUAGAAAAAAUGUAUUUUGAAUUUUUACAUAAGAGAAGAUGCCACCCUCCCCCUCCUCUCUCUCACAAUAUAAAUAUC
Molecule: messenger RNA, 1945 nt
Organism: Python bivittatus (Burmese python)
Lineage: Eukaryota; Metazoa; Chordata; Lepidosauria; Squamata; Pythonidae
Source: RefSeq, a predicted model, not a curated record